This is a messenger RNA of Rhododendron vialii, 3197 nucleotides long. RefSeq lists its product as uncharacterized. The transcript has 5 exons. The record is from RefSeq and is a predicted model, not a curated record. Lineage: Eukaryota; Viridiplantae; Streptophyta; Magnoliopsida; Ericales; Ericaceae. The coding region runs from base 1 to 1416 and encodes 471 amino acids.
AUGAGAAGAGAGAAUUACAGGAGACCCUCCAUUCCUAUCAUUACUCCUCCUCCUUGGCUGUGGAACCCUAAAUUCAACUCCGAAACUUCAGGGCCCAGAGAGUUGAAGAAAGAAGAGCUGAUUUCUGAACUUCUUAAUCUUCAUCCAGCACAUGCUGUCCCUUAUUCAGGCGUUCAUAGAUACUGGCACAAUGAGCCAAAUAUCAUCCGAGAUAAUGGAGAGUUAUCAGAAUGGUUAGUCAAGAAAACCCAUGAGUCUAACAAAGGUGUCGAGAUAGGGGAGAGGCCGACAACCUUGACUAAGUGCCAUAAAAAUGACACUGGAUGUGCCUUAAAUCCUGUCCAUGAGUUGGAUCAUAUGAUUUCCUCUCCUCAGCAGCAGAUUUACAGGAGGCUCUCAAACAUUCAUUCUGUGCCAGGUCAGUCAUUUGUCGGAAUACAAAGGUCGAAGUCAAGACAAAAGGCUCUAGAACUUCGUGAAAGUGCAAAAGCAACAUCUAAAAAUCGUUUUGGUGAUGGGAAUGAAACCAAUGUUUCUUCUAAUGGGAUCAGACUGGAAAAAGGAGAAUGCCUUAUCAAGGAAAAGGAUGAUAUCAUUUUUCGUGGUAGAGGUUCUUGCAAUCUGUCUAGUCGUGACGGUAAUUCUUCUGAUUUGGCCAAGGGAAUUGGUGCUCAAAUGACAUGGUCAGAAAGCAAAGGAGUAUUGAAGCCUAUUCAUUUAUCUGAUACUACCAGCCAAAGAGUUACACGGUCAAAAUCCGGUACUUCUAAAAAGUCUCUACUCAUUAACUCGUUAGACAGGUCGGGAAAGCCUGUGCAGAAUCUGUCCAGCAAUGAAGUAGUCCAUCAUUGCCCUGACACUGAUGCUAUUGUCCACCAGGAAGGAAAAGUUGAUUGUGACUCAGAAACUGCACUUACUGACUUUGAUGUGAAAAAAUGCAGGCCGGACAAACCAACGGGAAAAGGAUUUGGUACUUCAGUUGCGUCUCCCACAUCACUAGAUAAAUUAGUUGUUGAGUACCCUUCUAGAAAAUCUUUGAAGAAGCAACCAAUAGAGCAAGGGGUCUCAAAAAGAUCAACAACAGCUCAGAGGGUUUCUUCUGUAGCCCAUAUGGAAGAGUGCCUUGAAGUUUAUGAAGAGGUAUCAAAAUCAGAAGUUAAUAAGAAUCUUAAGAAUGCUCAAGCUCAUUCAGAUGCUGUUUUAGAAAUUCAACACUUACCUGUUUCUCAUGGGGGAGAUAUUUCGGUAUCUAAUGUUGAUAUGAGACUGGAUAUAGAAAUGCAUCAAAAAGUGGAAAGUCAUACGAAGGAAGCAUUUGAAUAUUCACCUGAGCAACAAGUUAAAGAGGGUAGACAUGGCUAUUCCGGAGGGGAUAGAAGUGAGGCAAUUCCUUCCAGGCUCGAACACCAACAUUAGUGCCAUCCCUUGUCUCGAGUUUGAACAAAGACUCAACUGGAGAUCAAGGCUGCCUGGUUGGGGAGGUGGUAAUCACAGAUCCCAGUAGCACUGUUCUUGAAGUAAGGCAGUGCAGUGUAGAAGAUAACCGAGACUUGAUUUGUGCUGGAAAUGAAUUUGGAAAGGGAGCAUUGGGUAGUUUGGAUGGUAGUGAGAGAACCCCGAUGGAAAGGAAAACACACGAAGGAGAUGAUGGCUUAUUAGCAUGUGGUUCAGCUGGUUCUCCAUGCCGCGAGGAUGGGAAUUUUGGUUCUUCUGGAAUGAUAGAUGGACAUUUAGAGAAGUCGUUAGCGUCGGGAAGAUGCUUGAGGUCUGUCACUGAGGAUUCCUGGCCUCAGUUUGAGAGGAGAAAGAUUGAUGGAGAACAAACUAAUUGCUUUUCUGCUUCUCCCAGCUUUAGGGUGAAAGAGACUCACAGUACUGGAGGGCACGCCAUGAGUGGACACUUGAAGAAAGUUGGAUGUAAUGUUGAAUCUGUUUUAUGAUUUCAACAUUUUCCAGAGUCCCAUGAGGAGGAUGUAGCACGAUCCAAUGCUGAUAAGAGUCCCAAUGUGGAAACGCACCAGAAUGUACACUACCAUUUGGCACAAGUAAUUGAGACUUCACCCGAGCUCCAACUUGAACAGGAUGAAAUAGACUCUGAAUGGAGAUAUAAGAUUACAAACACCUCUUCAACAUCCGAGUGUGGAAAUUUAGGGACGUCCUUUGUCUCAAUUGUGACCAAAGAGGAAGCUAGAGGCUCCCAUGGUUGCUCCACUGAAAAUGUGGAAGAAGCGGAUACUAGCAUUGUUCAUGAUGUAUGGAAACAGUGCGAUCAACAGAACUUCAAGAAAUUGGUGCUUUCUGAGAAUACUGUUGUCACGGAAUAUGAGGAUGACUUGGCUCAUACAGAGAGCAUACUGCAGGAAACAAAACCUCAAUUUAAAAGUGAUUGCUUAUAUUAUAAUUGGGCUGUGUCUCCACAAAACCAGCAACUGGCCUCUAUUGGUUUUGAUCAGACUGGGUCCCAGAUUGAGGGGUUCACAAUUGACGCUGAGGAGAAUGAACAACCACAUGGAAUUUCUAACAUCUUUGACAAAUUUAACCUUCCAAGUACCACAAUAGAACGUGCUAGUGUUCUGGAACAGCUUUGCAAAACUGUUAGCUCGGAUACCCCCCUGUCUCAAUUUUCAACUACAACUACAUUGAAACAGCAUGGAACACCAGGCUUGUACCAGUCUCUACCGAAUGGACUGACAAAAUGUUUUGCCAAGGGGUGUCAUAUCCUCGUUAUGGUUGGAGUUCAGCAAAACCUUAUACGUCUCCUGUAGGAAAUCUCUGGGACCGCAAUUCAAAAUCCAGUAGUUUGGAGAAGCAACGGAGCUUAAACACAGAGCUUACAUGCUAUCCAAUUGAGGAAGAUCACAGCGUUGGCGGAGAGAAUGAGAAUAUAGAUGGGGCAGCCGACACUUCCGAAGAAGACAUUUGCUCAACUCUGGAGACUUGUGGUGCCAAAAGAGAACCACUUGCUGAGAUAACAGAAGCACGUGAAGAUUGUCCUACAUCUGUUUCGGCAGUAGAGAACUCUCCUGAUAGAACUAGUUUAGAAUCUGUUCUCACUGAAGUCAGCUUCACUGAGACUCAUGGUAGGGUUGACCAGAAGCAUGGAAAUUGCUACAGCAAUAAGAGGAGAUGUAAAAAUGAGGCAGUGGAGAACCAUACUUCAUCAAUAAGUACAAACCGUGUUAAGAAGGCUACUUAGG